Hypoxylon fragiforme is the source of this 3391-nucleotide messenger RNA. Its product is annotated as DUF625-domain-containing protein. Gene Ontology annotation, cellular component: nucleoplasm; protein phosphatase 4 complex. The coding region runs from base 504 to 3086 and encodes 860 amino acids. Gene Ontology annotation, biological process: DNA damage response; protein dephosphorylation. The transcript is spliced from 6 exons. The record is from RefSeq and is a predicted model, not a curated record. NCBI's taxonomy places the organism in Eukaryota, Fungi, Ascomycota, Sordariomycetes, Xylariales, Hypoxylaceae. Gene Ontology annotation, molecular function: protein phosphatase activator activity.
GUAGACAAGGUUAGUAGCCCGACUUCCACUUGACAUUCACAUCACAUCUCUUAAUCAAUCUCGCAAAGGCCGCGCCUCAAGUCAUUCAUCCCCCAUUACAUCCCCCAUCCCCCAUCCCCAUACUUUGCUGUCUUAAACUCAUCACUGCAUCCCAUCUAACCCACCACGAGCCACAGAGCCCCAUCUUUGCUUGUCCGCAAUCAACCACACGCUUACAACCUUAUCAUAUCUUUCUGCUCGCUCGAGCUUUUUUUUUUUAAUCCUUAUUAAUCUGAUACUCUCACUACCGACCACCGUUUCUCAUCCCCCCCUCUCCCGCACAUACACUCUGUCGCGUGCGCGCCCAUCAAUUAGCGCGCCAAUAUCAAGAGAAAGUGGCUGCGCUCACCCUUCUUAGCCAGAGCGACACCGAAUUGUCCCUUCAACAGCAUUUAGCUCUUGCGCCCGAUCUCCUGCAAUAUAAUCGACUGACUACCGAGGUCGAACCUGACGAGCCGUUGACGAUGGCGGCACAGCCUGUGCCUCAUCCGUCGACGGAUAAGAAACGGGUCAAGGUGUACGAACUGCGAAAUAAUGAUUGGUUUGAUCGAGGCACCGGAUUCUGUACUGCUGCCUUCAAUAUUUCUGAAGAUGGCCACCAACGAGACCCGCGCGUAUUCGUCGAAUCUGAAGACCAGCCGGAUCGUAUAUUGCUGGAGACAAGAAUCUGUAAGGAAGAUGGCUUUCAUAAGCAGCAAGAAACCUUGAUUGUAUGGACGGAGCCAGGAAAUGGAGUAGACAUGGCUCUUAGUUUUCAGGAAGCAGAAGGUUGCGCCAUGAUAUGGAAGUUCAUCAACAGCGUACAGCAACAGUAUCACUCUGUCAAUGCGCCAGACGACAGCCUAUCUGAUGAUCUUGCUAUGGAUAUGUCGAACCCUAUCUCGCUCCCCAUAGCCUCCAUGGCAAAUCUUGCCGAAAUCGAAUCGCAGAUGCGCGGCCUUAGUGGAACAGCUGGAGCUCGCGAUGCUCUAACAAAAUAUGUCCUCGCUGAGGACUACAUCGGCAAGCUUAUCCCUCUUGUUUCCGAUGCUGAGGAUCUCGAAAGUCUGAACGACCUACACCGAUUAUGCAAUAUUAUGAAGAUUAUCAUCCUUCUCAACGAUACUAGCAUCAUAGAACAUGCUGUGUCCGACGAAUGUGUGAUUGGGGUUGUCGGUGCGUUGGAGUACGAUCCGGAUUUCCCGAGCCACAAGGCCAAUCAUCGUCAGUGGUUAGAAGGCGAAGGCCGUUAUAAAGAAGUUGUGCGCAUAGAAGAUCCGCAUAUACUAAAGAAGAUUCACCAAACUUAUCGACUCCAAUAUCUCAAAGAUGUCGUACUAGCACGCAUCUUGGACGACAAUACGUUUUCGGUCCUUAACUCACUCAUCUUCUUCAACCAGGUGGAUAUUGUACAACAUCUACAAGCAAAUGCCGCUUUCUUGGCCGAGCUGUUCAACAUAUUCAAAAUACCCCAAAUCGAACCAAGGCGUAAGAAGGAAGCGGUACUAUUCAUACAACAGUGUUGCGCAAUCGCCAAAAAUCUCCAACCACCGGCUCGGCAGACGCUAUACAAUAAUUUCCUUGCCCAUGGCCUUCUUCAGGUCAUUAACUUUGGCCUACGACAUAGCGACACGGCGGUGCGAGUAGGAGCUACUGACAUAUUGGUUUCUAUGAUUGAUCAUGAUCCGCAGAUGAUCCGCUCGAUGAUAUACCGACAACUUCACGAAAAGCAGCCACCCUUGACGGAUUCACUAAUCGAUCUGCUGCUGAUUGAGGUCGAUCUGGGCGUCAAAUCGCAAAUAUCCGAUGCUUUGAAGGUAUUGCUUGACCAAGGUCCAUCGCCACAGCAGCAACAGCAGCAGCAACAGCAGCAGGAGGCAUUUGCGAAAGCGAAUGGUGAAUAUGCAGUUAGAGCUGCUCCAAGAAUGCCAGACCCGCAACAGGACAGUUUCCUCAAUGGCUUCUACGAGAACUCCGCUACCAAGUUAUUUCAACCUCUGAUCAACUUGGAGGGUCGCACCAAUAUGGACUUCUCGGUUCAGCAAGCUUCUAUGUUCACGUACCUGAUCGAGAUUCUCUGCUUCUUCAUUCGACAGCAUCAACAUCGUAGCAAGUUCUUUGUUCUCAAUAAUGAUAUUGUCUUGCGCAUCAGCCAACUCCUGAAUUGUAAGGAGAAGUUUUUGAAACUUGUUGCCAUUCGAUUCCUUCGCCAUCUAAUCGGUCUACAAGACGAGUUUUACGUCAAGCAUGUGUCCGAAAAGAGGGUCAUCGGACCGGUUCUUGAUGUUCUUAUUGAAACAAUGCCGAGAGACAACCUGCUCAGUUCUGCGUGCUUGGAAUUUUUUGAAUUCAUUCGAAAGGAAAACAUCAAAGACCUGGUGAAACACAUCGUCGAUAAUUAUCGAGAGAAGAUUCAGACGCUGGCCUACUUGGAUCUCUUCAGAACUCUGAUUAUUAGAUAUGACCAGACUGGAGGGUUCAGCGCCAAUAUGGAUUAUUUUGUCGAGGUGGAAGAAGAGCCGAGAAAGCGGCCAAACAUUAUCAACCCAAAGACAGGAGGAUUGAUGGAACAUCUGGCCAUGGACCAGGCCGAAGAAGAAUACUGGAAUACAUCUGACGAUGAAGAAGACCUGCAAGCAAAACCUGGCCAUCGACCCUCGUCCGCGAACGGAGAGUCCCCAAAUCCCAAGGCACUGGUUGAUUAUGCUUCUGAUGAAGAGGGGGAUGAGAAUUUGGAAGCUGGAGCGCUCUCGGCCGACGAAGAUGCACAAGAUAAUGGUCCUAGAAGAGCGGAUUCAAGCCCCGCAGCGCCACCAGAACGUUUGUCUGAGAAACGACGACGUGAGGAGGAUGAAGAGGAUGACCUCAGCAAAAUGGUUCAGCACAAGCGGCGAAACAGUACGUCAGCUAGUGCUAACACUUCAGCCGUUUCUGGAGUCCUCCGAAAGAAGUCUGUUUCUAGCUCUCGAGAUGGUGCAGCUGGACCUAGAAAGAUUGCUAUCAGCCUCUCUUCUAACUUGAAAGCUGGAAAUGGACAGAGCCAUAGCCGACCACAUGAUGAGGCAUGAAAAAAAGAUUGCAACUCACUAAUUCCCUUCUCGGUACCCUAGUUACGCGCUCACAUGAUUUGGUUUCGGUACAUCAAUGAUGAUAGGAAAAGAGGCCGGCGUUUGGCGAGGGAAACUUUUCGACUCUUGUCUGACCACAGAUACUAGGGGAAGCAAAUGAGGCGAAGGACUUAUCUACAAUAGGACUAAGGAGAGGGCAUUUUACAGCCGGGGGUUUUACUCCAGUGCUGAGAUCGAUAAUGCUUCGCGAGGUUGAUUAUUGCAGAGGGUGUGCAUUACAUUGCGACCUUUGUUUGAAAGGUGUG